AUACGUGCCAUGUCUAUGAACACGCCAAGAAGUCGUCGCUGUCGUCUGAGACAGAGAGAGGGGGAGUAAAUCCUGAAUCUUGAUUGGUUAACAACAACGCAAAUGUCCAAUAAUUUCUAGAAGAAAAUGGCCUUUUGCAGUCCAAUAUAGUUUUGCAAUCCUUUAUGCGUAUAUUAUAACCAGACACAUACAUAAAUUCUCCAAUAUAAUACUUUCGAUUCUCAUCUCUACCGUCUUCCAGAUCUCGACCAGAUGGCGGAGGGAAAUGCGCAAUCGAGAUACGUGAAGCUGACGAAGGAUCAAGCGCCAUUGGAGGAUAUCACUCCGGGAGAGCUCAACCAGCCCAUUGAAGUCCCUCAGUUGGUGGUUCAUAAAUGUACAGAAUGUGGGCAGCCUUUACCUGAAAGCUAUGAACCUCCUGCUGAUGAAGAUUGGACGACUGGGAUUUUUGGCUGUGCGGAGGAUACCCAGAGCUGUUGGACCGGACUCUUUUGUCCGUGCGUUUUAUUUGGGCGCAAUGUCGAGACAUUGAGAGAAGACAUUCCUUGGACAAAUGCGUGUGUUUGUCAUGCCGUUUGUGUUGAAGGCGGGAUGGCAGUUGCAGCAGCAGCAGCCCUCAUAAAUGGAAUAGAUCCCCAUACGACAUUUCUCAUCUGCGAGAGCCUGGUAUUCGCGUGGUGGAUGUGCGGCAUCUACACAGGUCUGUUUCGACAAUCAUUGCAGAAGAAAUACCAUCUUAAGAAUUCGCCUUGUGACCCUUGCCUGGUCCAUUGCUGUAUGCACUGGUGUGCCUUGUGUCAAGAGCACAGGGAAAUGAAGAACCAUCUAUCUGAUAGUGCUGCUUCACAGAUGACCAUUGUUAACCCUCCACCGGUGCAAGAGAUGCACUCCGACGAGAACAAGGACCCCGAGCGUUCUGCACCAUCCAAACAUGGCGAGCAAACCAACAUGGAGAUGCAGCCUUUGUAGGAUUCUGAUUUUGUUGUAUCCAAAUACUUUUUUUUAUUUUUUAUUUUUUAUUUUAUUUUUUACCCUUCUUACACGUAGCCUACCCCAAUUAAAUUGGGAUUAAGGCUUGUUGUUGUUGUUGUUGUACCCUUCUUACACGUCUUUUUUAUUUGGGACUGGAGGGAGUCAGCCCGUGCAGAGUUUUGAUAUAGCCAUUUAGCAUAAUGUCGAUGUCAAAACUGCUCAAGAAAACCUUUUCAUGAAGUUUUCUAGGGAAGCAACUUAAAACUCUUGCUUUACAACAAUGAGAUAACACUAUUUCCAAGGAAGUGGGGGCAAAGGGAGGUUGAUUGAAUUAAAGCAAUUGGGUGCCCUUAGUUUGAGCUUGGCAGCUCCAAAUUGAGUAUGAAUCU
Messenger RNA from Morus notabilis, 1361 nucleotides. Its product is annotated as cell number regulator 6. The transcript is spliced from 5 exons. The record is from RefSeq and is a predicted model, not a curated record. Bases 253 to 969 code for a protein of 238 amino acids. NCBI's taxonomy places the organism in Eukaryota, Viridiplantae, Streptophyta, Magnoliopsida, Rosales, Moraceae.